This is a messenger RNA of Pogona vitticeps (central bearded dragon), 778 nucleotides long. The record is from RefSeq and is a predicted model, not a curated record. NCBI's taxonomy places the organism in Eukaryota, Metazoa, Chordata, Lepidosauria, Squamata, Agamidae.
GUGGGGGGAGUGGCAAAUGAAACUAAUGAAGGCCUCUCUUAUUCUCAUGUAGAUGAGGAAUAUUCAGAAACGGAUGAAUCGGAGCAUACGCUAGCCACAACAGCAAGGACAUUUCUCCAGAUCCAAGAGGAUGGAUUGGGUCUAAUCGUAAUCCAAAAUGGGCCUUACCUCCAAAUAGCAUGUCUGGUGGAAAAUGGUGCGGCUGCUAGAGAUGGAAAACUGCAGUCAGGUGUACAGAGAUUUUGUGAAGUUGCCCAAGAGAUGGGAAGCCGCUGUCAACAAUAUUCCUGAAAGGAAGGGGCCAGAGACAGAGGAGGUAUCAAGCUGUCCCAGCGAAGACACCUGGUCAAGCAGCGAAGGCUCCCACGAGGACAGUGACAUCGAGGACGGAGGCCACGCUGUUCGUUUUGAUGAGGACGACAUUUCCCCUCCAAAAUGGAUCCCUGAAGACCUGCAUGACUAUGAAAGGAAGAUGCAUACCUUGACUGUGGGUUCAGACAUUGGUUGUGACAUCAUGAUUCAUCUAGAUUUUGAUGCUGACUUACCAACAAUUAGAGAAACUGAAUGAACCCAUUACAUGUUCUCGUCUCACCUGCCAGGAGUUUUCCAUCUCUUGCAGCUGCACUUUUUUCCACCGGACCUACUAUCGGGAGGUAGGGCUCAUUUCGGAUGACAAUUAGACCCAAUCCAUCCUCUUGCAUCUGGAUAUUCGUCUUCACUGUUGUGGCUAGCGUAUGCUCCGAUUCACCCAUUUCUGAAUAUUAUGAAUAAACUGUUU